AAAUUUUAGAAAUAAGUAAAUAAAGCUGAAGAAAAAAGAUUGGUUAUAAAAUGGAAAGAAAGUGAUGCCCAGGUUCUCAUUUCCCACAUUCCCAGUUCAGGCAACUAAGGUUAUUAUUGAGAAACCCAAAAACACUUAAUUUUUCUAAGUAUGGAUGUAGAGAAAAUUUUCCACAUGAAAGGUGGUAUUGGAAAUGAAAGCUAUGCAAAAAAUUCUUCACUCCAAAAGAGGGCUUUGGAUAUGGUAAAGAGCAUAAGAAUAGACACCAUAAUAGACCUCUACGUGACGCUAACCCCAGAGAGUUUUGCAAUAGCUGAUUUGGGUUGUUCUUCAGGACCCAACACUUUAUCAGUGAUUCAAGAAAUUGUCGAAGUUAUCGAUGAAGCGAGUAACAAGAUUUCACAAGCAACACCAGAAUUUAGAGUAUCUCUUAAUGAUCUUUCUAGCAACGAUUUUAACUCAAUAUUUACCGGUCUACCAGACUUUUACAAGGGACUUGUUAACAUCUUUGGGAAACAAGGCAGGAAAAGAUCAAAGGCAGCAGCGCCUUUGGUUUUCGUAGCUGGUGUUCCUGGGACUUUCUAUGGAAGACUCUUUCCUGCUAAUAGUUUGCACUUCAUUCAUUCCUCUAACAGUUUGCACUGGCUAUCUAAGGUUCCUCCUGCAAUUUAUGGGCAUGGAGGCAGGUCAAUAAACAAAGGAAACAUAUACAUAUGUGAAUCAAGCCCUGCAAUAGUAUCCAAUGCUUACUUAUCUCAGUUCCAAGAUGAUUUCUCAGUUUUUCUCCAAUCAAGGUCAGAAGAGCUCGUUGUUGGCGGACGAAUGGUUUUGAUCUUCUUAGGAAGAAAAGAGUCUGAUCAUUGUAACGAAAGGGGUAACGCGUUUCUGUGGGCACUUUUUACUAAGGCCAUGGCUCAGUUGGUUUCUCAGGGAGAAGUUACGGAGGAGAAACUGGAUUCAUAUGAGGUUCAUUUCUACGCACCAUCGAAAGAUGAAAUAGAAGACGAAGUGAACAAACAAGGGUCUUUUGAAAUUGAUCAGCUGGAGAUGUUUGAAACAGAAAGACCGGGCAGUGGUGGAAUGAAGGAUGGGGAAGUUUUAAGCUAUGGAACCAUGGUCUCUAUGGCUGUCAGGGCGAUCCAAGAGUCUAUGCUGCAGUACCAUUUCGGAGAAGGAUUAAACAUUGACCAUUUAUUUGAUGUUUAUGCCAAAUUACUUGAUGAAGAAAUUGUUAAAGAAGAUAUUAGGCCACUUAGCUUCAUCUUAGUUCUUAGAAAAUUAUUUAGCUGAACUUGAAGUUGCAUUUCUGUUGUACUCGAAAUUAUAUUAAUAUGACAUCUUCGCCCUCAGGGUGUCUGAACAAAA
Molecule: messenger RNA, 1365 nt
Organism: Papaver somniferum (opium poppy)
Lineage: Eukaryota; Viridiplantae; Streptophyta; Magnoliopsida; Ranunculales; Papaveraceae
Product: salicylate carboxymethyltransferase-like
Exons: 4
Coding region: 151-1290 (379 amino acids)
Biological process (GO): methylation
Molecular function (GO): S-adenosylmethionine-dependent methyltransferase activity
Source: RefSeq, a predicted model, not a curated record